This is a messenger RNA of Notothenia coriiceps (black rockcod), 3056 nucleotides long. RefSeq names its product pre-B-cell leukemia transcription factor 1. The transcript is spliced from 9 exons. Gene Ontology annotation, molecular function: DNA-binding transcription factor activity; DNA binding. The record is from RefSeq and is a predicted model, not a curated record. NCBI's taxonomy places the organism in Eukaryota, Metazoa, Chordata, Actinopteri, Perciformes, Nototheniidae. Gene Ontology annotation, cellular component: nucleus. The coding region runs from base 390 to 1682 and encodes 430 amino acids. Gene Ontology annotation, biological process: regulation of DNA-templated transcription.
CGUCUUAUUUCUCACGGCCACUUUUUUAUUGUAAUUUGGCAGGAGGAGCGGGAUCACUGCGCCACAUUACAAGAGAAACGUGUCCCAGUUCAUGUUCAGCAGCCUCUUUGCGCACACCCCGCUCUCAGUGAAGGCAGCAGCACUUCAGAUCAGAUUUCACAUUCUGCUCCGACCAGCUGAGAGAGAGGCAGCCAGAGCAAGAGGGCUCGGAUCUCCGCUUUCCCCCCCAUACGCACCCCCGCGCCACAAGCAGCGAGGAACCACCGGGCGCAAAUAUUUUAAACACCACUGGGAUUUUUUCCCCUUUCUUUUUUUCCUCCUUUUUAUGCAUGUUUGCAGGAUUUCAGCAGCGAGAGCUCCACUGAGAAUUAGAUAAGAGCGAGGAAGAGAUGGACGAGCAGACGCGGCUGAUGCACUCUCACUCCGGGGUAGGCAUGGCAGGGCACCCCGGCCUGCCGCAGCACAUGCAGGAAGGCACCGGAGGGUCGGACGGCGACGGGAGGAAACAGGACAUUGGAGACAUUUUACAGCAAAUUAUGACCAUCACGGACCAGAGCCUGGACGAAGCGCAAGCCAGGAAACACGCUCUGAACUGUCACAGAAUGAAGCCAGCUCUUUUCAAUGUCUUGUGUGAAAUCAAAGAGAAAACAGUGCUGAGUAUCCGCGGCGCCCAGGAGGAGGAGCCCCCGGACCCCCAGCUCAUGCGCCUUGACAACAUGCUGCUGGCGGAGGGCGUGGCCGGGCCGGAAAAAGGGGGGGGCUCGGCGGCGGCGGCUGCGGCGGCGGCGGCCUCAGGAGGGGGGUCGGGGCCCGACAACUCAACCGAGCACUCCGACUACAGAACCAAGCUCACCCAGAUCAGACAGAUCUACCACACCGAGCUGGAGAAGUACGAACAGGCCUGUAACGAGUUCACCACCCACGUAAUGAACCUGCUGCGGGAGCAGUCGCGCACGCGGCCGAUUUCGCCCAAAGAGAUCGAGCGCAUGGUGAACAUCAUCCAUCGCAAGUUCAGCUCCAUCCAGAUGCAGCUGAAGCAGAGCACCUGCGAGGCCGUCAUGAUCCUGCGCUCACGCUUCCUCGACGCCAGACGGAAAAGACGAAACUUCAACAAGCAGGCGACAGAGAUCCUGAACGAGUAUUUCUACUCACACCUCAGUAACCCGUACCCCAGCGAGGAGGCUAAAGAGGAGCUGGGAAAGAAGUGCGCCAUCACAGUGGCCCAGGUUUCCAACUGGUUUGGGAAUAAACGAAUCAGAUACAAGAAAAACAUUGGUAAGUUCCAAGAAGAAGCCAACAUGUACGCUGCGAGAACUGCCGUGAAUGCGGCUAAUGCAUCCUCACAUGGAAGCCAAGCAAAUUCACCCUCAACUCCAAACUCUGCAGGUUCUGCUGGCUCUUUUAACAUGUCAAACUCCGGGGACUUGUUCAUGAGCGUGCAGUCUCUCAAUGGGGACUCGUACCAGGGGGCUCAGGUGGGAGCCAACGUGCAGUCACAGGUGGAUACCCUUCGCCAUGUUAUCAGUCAGACAGGCGGAUACAGUGAAGGACUCACAGCCAACCAGAUGUACAGUCCGCAGGGCAUCAAUGCAAACGGCGGCUGGCAGGAUGCUCCGACCCCCUCAUCGGUGACUUCGCCCACAGAAGGACCCGGAAGCGUUCACUCUGACACCUCCAACUGAUCCUCCACCCCCCCACCCCUCCGUCCUUAACUUCCUCCUCCAAAUCUCCCAAAACUUAACCCCACCCCCCCCUCGGGCUGGAUGUACUGACUUUGGGGUCUGGGAUGACAUUAACGGACAAAUAUUUCACUUUUUUCCUAUCUGGACCGCCGUGUAGGAUGACUCAUACCCCCCUCACAGUUUGUACAGUUUCCACUCGAUGUCCAUGUUGCCUCUUUGUAUUUCUGACAGUACACUCACGCAGUAGGCGCACAGCUAGCAGAAAGCCCCCCCGUAUUGUAAAUUGAAACGCUCCCAUAUGUUCUCGAUUCGGAACAUCAGAAAACAACAGGCUUCGGUUUUACUACAGUGGUAGCACUUUCUAUGACUUCCAUGUCUAUAAUGCAUUAUUAAUACACUUAUAAUGCAAUAUAACCUGCUUGUAAGCACUCUUUAAUAUUCAUAAUGAUUUAUAACAGCAAUAUUAACACAUUAUAAACCAUUUUAUGAAGACUUUUAAGGUCAGGUAUCAUAAUACUUCAUAUUUGCUGUCAAUUCACUGACAUGUAUUUGCAUAGAUCAUAGUGUAUUGUUUUUUCCAUUUGUUAUAAUGCAUAAUAAUUGUUUUAUAACACAUUAUACUCUUUUUAUAAUGAAUUACAAUGUGAUUAUAGGUUACUGUGAUAUUAUUGUUUGCUUUGAAAAAGUUUAAAAUAAUCUUACAUGUUUCGUAUGUUCUUUAGAUUUAAUGAUGUUUUUGUUCACAGUAUUGAAGGCAAACAACGUUAGACUAACUUAUAAUCACAUUAUAAUGCAUUAUCAUAAGAUAUCCAUUUAAAAAUAAACUCUUAUUACAAUUAUUUGAAGAAAAAUUCUUGCAAAAAUAAAAUUAUAGUGUUGUGAUACACAACUUUAUGAAAUGUUGUUCAUGUUAAUAUAGGAUUACAAAGCAAAUGUAUGCUAUUAACUAUAAUUAAAGAGUGCUGCAAGCAGAUUCUAUGUAGGUUUAUAAUGCAUUACGGACAUGCAUAGAGAGUGUUAUCACAAUUAUUUUUAUAAUUAUUGAAAUGUUACUGUACACACACAGUACUCUUUAAUACUGUGUUCACACUUUUUGUUUCAUCUAUAGUGCCAAAGUUCAACCCUGGAGGUGAAUUUUGAUCAUGUUUUUCAGGUCAUAAUUUGUGAAGUAUUAUAAUGUCCUGUCAUAAUAAUCAGGUAAUAUCCCAGGCUUGAUUUGUAUAGUUUGUAUUCAGAACAAUAAUGAACAACAGAUUCAAUUUUUUUUGCAACAAAUAGAUUCCGUCAUGCUUGUUGGCGGCAUCCAUAAUAUUUAUAGAAGAAUUGACCUGAAACACUAAAUGAAUGACAACGUUGGAAGCCAUUUGGGCGUGU